AUGAUCAGCGAUUAUUUCUUCCCUCAGCCGGCAGGUGGGGUUGAGAGUCAUAUAUACCAAUUGUCAACAAAACUGAUAGACCGGGGUCACAAAGUGAUUAUCAUUACUCAUCAGUAUGAAGGCCGUACCGGAGUAAGAUAUCUCACGAACGGGCUCAAGGUCUACCAUGUGCCGUUCUUCGUCAUCUACCGAGAAACGACGAUGCCCACCGUCUUCUCCUUCUUCCCGAUCUUCCGAAAUAUUGUGAUUCGCGAACAGAUUCAGAUUGUCCAUGGUCAUGCAAGCUUGAGUAGUUUCUGCAUUGAAGGGAUACUUCACGCCCGGACGAUGGGCCUGCGAACGGUGUUCACGGAUCACUCCUUGUUCGGCUUCGCAGACGCCGCUUCUAUCCUGACAAAUAAACUCCUGAAAUUUUGCCUGAGCGACGUUGACCACGUCAUCUGCGUCAGCCAUACAUGCAAAGAGAAUACUGUGCUUCGGGCAUCUUUAGACCCCUUGAUGGUCUCGGUCAUUCCCAAUGCAGUUGUUGCAGAAAAUUUCCAACCUCUCUCGUACACUCCGCACUCAAACUACCGCGUUCCAGGAGUACCACCAGACCGGCGAGCAGUGCCCCCUCAAAUCGGGCCCGACGAUACAAUCACAAUUGUUGUUAUCUCACGGCUGUUCUAUAACAAAGGUACUGACCUUUUAAUUGCGGCUAUUCCACGGAUCCUCGCAUCCCACCGCAAUGUCCGAUUUGUUAUUGCUGGUUCGGGCCCCAAAGCCAUCGACUUAGAGCAGAUGUUGGAAAGAAAUGUUCUGCAAGACAAGGUUGAAAUGCUGGGUUCCGUUCGCCAUGAAGAAGUCCGUGACGUUAUGGUCCGUGGGCAGAUCUAUCUGCACCCUAGCUUGACGGAGGCGUUUGGCACGGUCAUCGUCGAAGCGGCCAGUUGUGGUCUGUACGUUGUAUGUACUCGCGUGGGUGGCAUUCCAGAAGUACUGCCUCAGCAUAUGACGACCUUCGCAAAGCCCGAGGAAGACGAUAUCGUCAUUGCCACUGGCAAGGCAAUUGCAGCUUUGCGGUCCAACAAAGUGCGAACAGAUCGAUUUCAUGACCAAGUCAAGAUGAUGUACUCUUGGACAGAUGUGGCAGAGCGCACUGAGCGCGUCUACAAGGGCAUCUGUGGCGAUAUCAGUCAGGAGGAGUUUUACGGACGCUACUACGGCCAGGCCUGGAAAGCUAGUGAAGACCGAGUACGGAGCUUCGCGCUGAUCGAUCGACUCAAGCGCUACUACGGAUGCGGUGUCUGGGCAGGGAAACUGUUUUGUUUAUGCGUGGUUAUCGACUACCUGAUUUACGUUGUUUUGGAAAUGUGGUUCCCCCGCGCGAAAAUCGAUAUCGCGCGCAGCUGGCCUAAGAAGCUGCAUUCAUCAGGCGACAAACGGUUCAGUAUUUCUUCUCGCGGCCAUGACCGUCAAAACUCGGGCUCAUCGCAUCACUGA
Molecule: messenger RNA, 1482 nt
Organism: Penicilliopsis zonata CBS 506.65
Lineage: Eukaryota; Fungi; Ascomycota; Eurotiomycetes; Eurotiales; Aspergillaceae
Exons: 4
Coding region: 1-1482 (493 amino acids)
Biological process (GO): GPI anchor biosynthetic process
Cellular component (GO): glycosylphosphatidylinositol-N-acetylglucosaminyltransferase (GPI-GnT) complex
Molecular function (GO): phosphatidylinositol N-acetylglucosaminyltransferase activity
Source: RefSeq, a predicted model, not a curated record